UCAAAUUAAAGGACAAUUUAAUCACUUGCCUAGGUGUAGUGAUGUGCAGUUCAUAGGGGUGCUGUUAAAAUUCUCUUCCCCUUACACACGAAAACUCAAAAAUUAGAACAUACCAACGGCGAUUCCUCCACCUUCUAUCUCCGGCAACGGCGCGGCCACGUUUCCGGCAACACAUCUCUCUAUUUGUAGUUGCUGCUUCAACUCUCUACAGUGUUACUCAUCGAGAAUCAAGCACUAGUAAGCACCAUUGUUGAACGGCAAUGAACAUAGACCAAAACGUCGCUUCUUCAACCCCAAAUUUCCCCGUAUCCCAACUCAAUUUCUCUCUUGAAAUCAAGGGAAACAAAACUGAAAUCAUCAUUUCCAGUUAUGAAGAUCAUGUUAUGGUUAUUGCUACUCAAAUAGGAGCUAUGGGGACGAUACUGCAUGCCAGGAAGGAUUGCUCACACAGUCGCACAUGUCUUAUCUAUGCCAGGAAGGAAGAAGGGAUGUCAAUUAACCCAACAUUCAACGUUUCUGUUUUAUUUGGCAAACGAGACGAGCCAAUGUUAGUAGCUUGUGCACGCCAGCUGAUUGAGCAUAUGACUUUGUCUGGCGUUUCUAAGCCAUUGGUGCUCUCACUUGGCCUUAAAGACCAUUCUGCGGGGACAUUGAAAGGAAUUGUUUCUGCUGUGAUUGACAAGAGGCUGUGGUAACAAUGUAUGCCAAAAUGCGCAUAGCUCAACCUGAUGGAGUAAGCCGUAAUAGUUGAUUAAAGAUUAUUUUUAUACAUAACAUUUUCGUGUGACAAUGUAUCAUUGUAUUGGUCUCUGGCACUUUCAGAUUUUAGUAUUAGUGACCAAUUUACAUUUAUUAUUAUUCUCGCAAGUUAAUCUCAUUUUCUACUUUAGUUGGGACA
Molecule: messenger RNA, 898 nt
Organism: Lathyrus oleraceus (garden pea)
Lineage: Eukaryota; Viridiplantae; Streptophyta; Magnoliopsida; Fabales; Fabaceae
Exons: 8
Coding region: 261-695 (144 amino acids)
Biological process (GO): proteasome assembly
Source: RefSeq, a predicted model, not a curated record